CUGUGAUCUAAAGAUAGUGCGAUGGGAUCUGACCGGGAGUUUCCCGUCAGAAAAGCUCCCGAAGAAGCUUAGAGCUUUGCUUCGCCUUCCAGCCCCCCCCCGCGUUCGACCUCCACCGCGCGACGAUAACGACAUCGCUUAAUAACUACUUUCCUCGAACACAAUUCCUUUUUGCUCCAUGUCCUAAGGAGGCCAUACUUUAGUCGCCUGCCACUGCGCCGGUUCCAUCCGCGAAAGGUAGGAUCCAUGGCUUUACACAAGGCUGCGCGAGCGAAUCCUCUGGCCUUCACACCCGGCCCUGUGACAAUAAUAGUGACCGUUAUCUAUGUCGCGCUCAUCGUGCCGCUGCUCGUCAUCCGUCAUGUUCUACCGUCCGCACCGAGCACAGAUCCAAAGGGUAUCAAUCUCACGGAGGCGUGGGUAGACCUCCAACACCUUACUGCGGGUUUCCAUCCCUACAAUUCCCACCGGAAUGACGAUGUACAUCAAUGGCUGUUGACGAGGGUUAACGAAAUCCUCGAGGCGCGCGCUUCAGACGAAGCGCACCAGUCCGCGGGAGAAGAAAGACCGGACGUCUUCGUUUUUGAUGACAAUACGUCUAAUCUGACCUUUUCUGGAGGUAGUGUCGCCAGCACUAUCACUCUGGGAGUGUAUUUCGAAGGUACCAACAUAAUCGUAUAUAUCCGCGGAUCCGAGGACAGCAAAGACAAAUGGUGGGAUGAUCCAGAAGGCGAGCCUGAGGGCAAAGGCGGCGUCUUGGUCAAUGCGCACUAUGAUAGCGUCUCGACCGGUUAUGGUGCGACGGACGAUGGUGUCGGGGUUAUCACCUGUCUCCAAUUGAUCAAAUACUUUACCACGCCCGGACACGCUCCACGGAAGGGAUUGGUGGUGCUAUUCAACAACGGCGAGGAAGAUUUUCUCAAUGGCGCGCGUGUAUACAGUCAGCAUCCAAUCUCCAAGUUCCCUCACACUUUCCUGAAUCUGGAAGGCGCCGGAGCUGGAGGACGAGCUACACUCUUCCGCAGUUCUGACACGGAAGUCACUCGAUUCUAUGAGAGAUCACAGUAUCCGUAUGGCUCAGUCCUCAGCAAAGAUGGGUUCCGGCUUGUUCGCAGUCAAACCGACUACGUCGUCUUCGAAGGUGACCUUGGUCUCCGUGGGUUGGAUGUUGCAUUCAUGGAACCUCGAGCUAGGUACCACACCGAUCAGGAUGAUGCGAGACAUACCAGCAAGGAUGCCGUGUGGCAUAUGCUAUCAGCCGCCGUUGCUACGACUGAGGGUCUUGUGUCUGAUUCCAGCAAUCGCUUCGAUGGAGAUGCGCAAGAGCCUGGAAAGGUACCCAGCGGUAAAGGUUCGGACGCGGUGUGGUUCGAUCUGUUUGGUAGUGCCUUUGCUGUAUUCCAGCUUCACACCCUGUUUGCACUCUCAGUGACCUUGCUUAUCGUAGGACCACUGACCCUAUUUGUCACCAGUGUGGCGGUAUCUAAAGUCAACAGAAUGUAUCUUUUCAGCAUGUCGGUCCCCCUGGACGAAGCCGGUGACGAGAGAGUCCCGCUUUAUGGUCUGAGAGGAAUAUUCCGGUUCAUAUUCCUGUUUGGGGUGCCCACUGGGGUUGCAGUCGGUCUGGCCUACCUGCUAACCAAGGUCAAUCCCCAGAUCAUACAUAGCAGCGAAUAUGCUGUUUGGAGUAUGAUCAUAUCUGCCUGGUUCUUCUUAGCAUGGUUUGUGUCUCGUGCAGCAGAUUUCGCUCGACCUUCUGCUCUUCACCGAGUCUACACUUUGACUUGGCUGUUCAUUGUGGUGUGGGUGCUUCUUGUCGUCACCACCGUCUAUGAGAACAAAUCUGGCUUAGCUGGAGGUUACUUUGUCUUUUUCUACUUCGUUGGGGUAUUCCUGGCUACGUGGAUUUCUUAUUUGGAGCUGUUUUCGCUACCGAGGAAAUCCGAUUAUGUGAGCCAGUUCCGACAGACGUCGCGGAGAGCAAGCAGCUUUGGCAGUCGACUUCUUACCCCUACCGCCGACGAGAUUGGAAGCACGGCCAAUGCUGAAGAGGAACCGACGGAAUCCACGUCUCUGCUGCGAGGGGGAGGACAGCGAAUGACAUUCGCGCACUACACUCGCGUAGAAGAUGACAACCAUACCACGAGCGAUCUCACUGUCCAAGAGCAUGAUCGCGGCCCAGCUGUAUAUGGACAUGAGCAGCAAUGGAGCGCUAAACUUCCCAAGUGGACAUGGGUACUGCAGCUGCUUCUCCUGGCCCCAAUUGUCAUUAUUUUAGUUGGUCAGAUCGGCCUUUUCCUGACAAGUGCUCUCCAUCAGACCGGUCAAGACGGCAGUUCUGUCUUAACCGUCUAUUUGCUGAUCGUUGCUUGCGCGGUGCUCAUCCUUGUGCCUAUACUGCCAUUCAUCCAUCGAUAUACCUACCACAUCCCAGUUUUCUUGCUUUUGAUCUUUAUUGGCACACUCAUCUACAACCUGGUCGCAUUCCCAUUCUCUCCAACAAAUCGCUUGAAACUUUUCUUCAUUCAGGAAGUCGACCUGGAUACCGGUGUCAACCGUGCGUCGCUCACGGGUAUCCCUCCAUUUGUGAAUGAUGCGGUGAACGCCGUUCCUAGCGCCGCGGGCCAAAACAUAACCUGCGAUUGGCUUGGGCCCCGAUUGAAGUGCUCUUGGGAGGGACUUCCACCGCAUGUCACCAGUACAGAAUUGUCCUCUCUAUCCACGGGCUCAGAGAGCGACUGGGUAUCAUUUAAUGUCUCAAAGACAAGCGCCAAGAGGGCCACCUUCGAUAUCUCCGGGAAAAAUACACGGGCCUGCAAAAUCUUAUUCGACUCCCCUGUUUCGGACUUUAACGUUGCCGGAAGCGCCCUCGACGAUCGCUUUCCUCAUAUUUCUCACCACGGAACCAAGGAGAUUCGACUCUGGAGCCGUACGUGGGACAGGACAUGGACAGUUGACGUUCGAUGGCCGAAGGGGGACCUGAGUGGACGGGUAGUCUGCUUGUGGAGCGACCAUAAUCGCCCGGGACUCAUCCCCGCGCUGGAUGAGGUUCAGCAGUACAUCCCUGACUGGGCUGCAAUAAGUAAGUUAUCGGACGGUCUCGUCGAGGGCAGCAAGUCCUUCAAAGUCUAAAGAAUGAAUGAUGGGAAGUAUGAUAUCACGACCUACACGUUGCGAUGUGUUUGUAUCAUAUUUGUGGAUUUCGGUUACUUUCAGUAUCGUUUUUGGGGCAUCAGUCUCAAACACGUUGCUGCUGUCCCAGUACUUGUAGAUAUCAAGGCGUUCGGUUGUUUGGCAUCAUGAGUUUAUACGUUGUUUUGGAUUCCUUUCUACCUCAGGAGCAUGUUGUGAUCAUUAGUCAGUCGUACCUAUUAGUUAACUAUGGAGUCAUUCUUG
Paecilomyces variotii is the source of this 3396-nucleotide messenger RNA. RefSeq names its product putative zinc metalloprotease. The coding region runs from base 247 to 3132 and encodes 961 amino acids. Gene Ontology annotation, biological process: proteolysis. The transcript has a single exon. Lineage: Eukaryota; Fungi; Ascomycota; Eurotiomycetes; Eurotiales; Thermoascaceae. The record is from RefSeq and is a predicted model, not a curated record. Gene Ontology annotation, molecular function: metalloexopeptidase activity.